Messenger RNA from Amphiprion ocellaris (clown anemonefish), 3285 nucleotides. It is a transcript of the gene limk2, whose product is annotated as LIM domain kinase 2. Gene Ontology annotation, biological process: protein phosphorylation; actin cytoskeleton organization. The record is from RefSeq and is a predicted model, not a curated record. Lineage: Eukaryota; Metazoa; Chordata; Actinopteri; Pomacentridae. Gene Ontology annotation, cellular component: nucleus; cytoplasm. Bases 249 to 2243 code for a protein of 664 amino acids. The transcript has 16 exons. Gene Ontology annotation, molecular function: ATP binding; protein serine/threonine kinase activity; protein binding.
CUGCCAGCGGCAAGAAAGCGGUUCCGUCCAGGCAGGAGGACUCAGCUCAGUUUUUCUGAGGAGGAUUUAAGGCAUUCCUGUUUUCCUGCUCUUGUGCUCAGAGCUAAGAGUUUUGGGGAUUUUUUUAUUUUUAUUUUUGUUGUUGCGGGGAGUAAUGGGAGUUUGAAGCGGCACAUGACAGCUCUCCUGCCCUCAGAAUGAGAAGUUUGUAAAAGGACGUGAAUAUCGACGAUACUCUCGGAAAGUAGAUGGAGGAACGAGAAGAUAACUGUUACUGUGCGGGAUGUGGAGGAAAGAUUCAGGACUCGUUUCACAUGAAAGUCCUCCAGGACACCUGGCACAACGACUGCUUUCAAUGUUCUGUGUGCUGUGAUCACCUGACUAACUGGUACUAUGAGAAUGAUGGAAAGCUGUACUGUCGCAAACACUACUGGGAGAAGUUUGGAGAGCUUUGUCACGGCUGCUCUCUGCUCAUGACUGGACCUGCAAUGGUGGCUGGAGAACACAAGUACCACCCUGAGUGUUUUGUUUGCCUCAGCUGCAAGGUGGUGAUUGAGGACAGGGAUACCUACGCUUUAGUGGAAAGGUCCAAACUCUACUGUGGAAAGUGCUACAAGCAGGUGGUCCUUACACCCAUGUUGGAAAAACGCUCACACGACUCGGUUUUGGACUCGCUGCCCCACACGGUGACCCUCAUCUCGAUGCCCUCUGCAGCCAACGGCAAGAGAGGCCUCUCAGUGUCGGUGCUGAGGGACGUCAACGGCUCAGCGAGUGUUCAGGUCAAAGAGGUCAGAGGGAUGCUUAUUAGUCCGGAGGUGCGAAAUGCCAUCCAUGUUGGCGACAGAAUCCUGGAGAUCAAUGGCCUUCCUGUCGGGACAUUGAUGGAGGAGGAGGUGGACGAUCUUAUUCACCGUACCAGUCACACGCUGCAGCUGCUUAUAGAGUACGACCCGGUGAGGCAGCGUUUAGACCGGCUCAGACUGGGAUCACCCAGGAACCGGCUUGGAGUCCCAGCCACCUCCCGCAUGCGUCUGUCCUCACCUUCUGAUGCGGUGCUGGAGAGAACAGAUGUGGUUGAUGACGGCACAUUGAAAAGGAGGUCUUUGAGGCGCAGUAACAGCAUAUGUAAGUCACCGGGACCAAACUCUCCUAAAGAUCAGACUUUCAUUUCACGAGACAUCGGUCGCUCUGAAUCCCUGAGAUCCUCCAGCAGCUGCUCUCAUCGCAUUUUCCGACCAUGUGACCUCAUACACGGAGAAAUCUUAGGAAAAGGCUUUUUUGGACAAGCCAUCAAGGUGACUCAUAAAGCCACAGGAGAGGUGAUGGUGAUGAAGGAGCUGAUCCGAUGCGAUGAGGAGACUCAGAAAACUUUCCUAAAGGAGGUCAAAGUAAUGCGAAGCCUCGAUCAUCCCCACGUUCUGAAGUUUAUCGGUGUGCUGUACAAAGACAAGAGGCUUAAUUUGAUAACGGAAUUUAUUGAGGGAGGCACCCUGAAGGAUUUCAUCAGAGACAUGGACCCGUUUCCAUGGGAGCAAAGAGUAAGCUUUGCAAAGAGCAUCGCUUCUGGCAUGGCCUACCUUCACUCAAUGAGCAUCAUUCACAGAGACCUCAAUUCCCACAACUGCCUGGUUAAACUGGACAACACUGUAGUCGUUGCUGACUUUGGACUCUCCCGACUCGUAGUAGAGGAGAAAGUUAAACCUACACCUGAAAAACCUUCCGCUAAGAAGAGGGUGUUCAGACGUAUUGACCGAAAGAAGCGGUACACUGUUGUGGGAAACCCUUACUGGAUGGCUCCAGAGAUGCUAAACGGUAAACGCUACGAUGAGAAGGUGGACAUCUUCUCCUUUGGAAUUGUACUUUGUGAGAUCAUUGGAAAAGUCUAUGCGGACCCUGAGUGCCUCCCUAGGACUCUGGACUUCGGCCUAAAUGUUGGCAAGUUUGUGGAGAAGUUCCUCCCAGAAGACUGUCCACCAGCUUUCUUUCCCCUGGCUGUGGCCUGCUGCGACCUCAUACCAGACAACCGUCCACCUUUCCAGAAGUUGGAGGACUGGUUUGGAGCUCUUUCCCUCAACCAGGAGCUGGGAAUCCCUCUGCCAGCCGAACUGGAUGAGCUGCACCAGAGUCUGAGUCGACUCCACUGGCCUAAAGACAGCUCUCCAUCGCAGGGCAGCACUGAUCAGUCAUUCACCCCAACGGCAGCCUCCCCAGACUGCUCCAGCAUGACAGACAAUGGCACCUAGGGCUGAGUCUUUCUGGAUCUGUAAUUUACUCUGUGACGCCUCUGAACUGCUGCACUAAUACUGUGGAUGAGAAAAAGAGGAAAAUCGUAUUGAACCCGAGCCAUAUUAGAACUGGAUAACCUGAGGUAGCUGGACCAGCCUCGCUGUGUGAGACCUUUAACUCUGUGAGCGCCAGUGAACUGCAACAAGAGUGGAACAUUUCAAAACUACAAGUGUUAGUUACUAAUUUUUCUUACUCUAUUAAGCCCCGUGCUCACCACACUUAAUGUUUACUGUGUAUAAAGACACAAACCCAACUUUCUGUGACAGAGGAGGAGUAUGUUUAUAAGGUGGAAGACUUUGCGUCCUCAUGUGACUACAGUUUUGUUUUUCUGGCUGUGAAGCUGUUGUUUGCUGUGUGUGGAAUGCACAGAUGAGUCCUUGCCCAAAACAGGAGCCACUUGACAUCAGCAGCAAAGAAAACAAAUAUCCUUGGCAGUGUGGCUGAUUGACAUGACUAAGUAAACAAGAAGGCAGGGCGUGAAGAAAACAGGUGUGACUUAAGGCAGCAGUGGAAGCAGAAAAACACUCUGACCCCGAAUAGUUUCAUCACAUUGAGAUUAGGCACGAGAUGGUGAAGGAGCUUUGUUUCUCUCAUGCUCUACUGAUCUCAUUCUUGAUGAGUAUAGUUCUGUACUUUGUAGUUGAAAGAUUUUAAUAAAUAAACUCCAUUUAGUUAUUUUUUCUUUUAGACACAAAAGCAGGACAAAAGCUCUUUAGAAAUGUCUGACCUUUAUUAAUAAUCGUCAGACACACGAGCUGAUCGUUAAAACUUACUUUGUACAGGACUGGACUUUUUUUUCUUCAGCAAUGUAUAUAAAUAUGUACAUAUUAUACUUCUAAUUGGAUUUUGUUUUCUAAUGGGAACUCUAGAUUUGUAGACAUUCUUGAACAAUGGACGUUUUUGCCGUUUUACUCUCAUCAUGCAAGGUACUGACGACCAGUUGUAACCACUAUUAUUUAUAUCACUGUAGUGUUUCAUAAAUAAACCAUUUGAAAGUUA